CUACCAUGUAGUGGAUAUUUGAGGAAAAAGAGAAGCCAAAUAAAUAAAUAAUAAGAAAAGCCAAACAAACAAACUUUCCAUUUGUCAUACAGAUCAAUCCUGGUAACUGAAUUGGAGCUUCCUAAAUUGGAGCUGAGACCGAGUUGGUGGCACAUAGUCACAUUAUAUAGCACCCGAAGUCAGCCCUUCUCCGCGCCGCCCACACGCUUGGUGAACAUGCUUUGCUAUGGCCCUUUAGUAGGAAUGGGACGACGUGACUUACCCUUAUUUUAAGCAGCAUUUAAUACACUAAGCUAAGCCGCUUCACCUUGAAUAAUAGCUACGCGUGUAUGUGGGCAGAAAAAGCAGCCCAAGUUUCAAGUACGUUUUUGCAGAGCGUAAAGCGAGGUACCUUGCACAGUGUUGCGAUUUAAGUCUUUGGGAUUCCUUCCUUCCUUCCUUCCUUCCUUCCUUCCUUCCUUCCUUCCUUCCUUCCUUCCUUCCUUCCUUCCUUCCUUCCUUCCUUCCUUCCUUCUUUCUUUCUUUCUUUCUUUCUUUCUUUCUUUCUGACCGUAUAUAGCUUAUUAGGGCUUGACUCUGCUCCUGCCUAGCACAUCACUUCCAUUACGUCUCCGAUUGCUCCUCAGGGAAACAGCAGCAAGCAAGAAAUGGGUGCCCAGUUUUUCUCCCCGUUGUUCGGAGGAAUAACGAAUACACCCCCUACUAUGGAAUAUCCCCAAUUGUACAAUAGCUGGUCGAGGUGCGCUGACAGUGGCGGCCUGGUGCCUUCCCUACAUGAUUGUACAAGCAGAAGGGCACAGGUAAAUCUCUCUUACUCUGCCAGUGGCCCUGAUAUGUUUGGAUUAGUGACCAGCAUCUUACAGGAGCCCAGCGAACAAGAACCUGUUACAGAGUGGAACUCUCUGUCAAGGUUGUUUCCUCCACUUUGGACCUUGGACUUGGAAAAUAAUGGCAGAUGCUCAAGGCCUUUUCCUACCAAAGUUUUGGACAGUGGAAAACUUGCUAACUUAGUUGAUGCACGGAGCCCCUGUGAAGUACAUUUGGAAAAGGCAUUCUCUACAGAAUUGUUGAAUGGGAAGCUCGGUGAUCUGCGUGUGACAGGCACCUGGCCUGCCCCUUCUCAUGCUGUCACUCCAUCGUCUGAUGAGGUUUUGAAGGCUCCUGAUCCAGAAGGCAAGGUUUUCACCUGUGACGGCUUUAGACAGCAGCCCAGCUUUGCACCUGAGCGCAGUUACGAAAAGAAAAAAGUAGAUGCUGGCAAGGGGAACCUUUCCUCGUCACAGCCUAAGAGCAUCAGUAGCACUAACUUUUAUGGAGAAUGUCAGGAGACCGGCGCAACAGGAGCUGUGCUUGGGGCCGGUGAGGCAGGAGGAUCAAGCAGCCGUUUCAUUCAGCUGCCUAAUCCUGCUGUGGACAGGAUAUGGGACCCAGCGGUUCAGGAAAACCGUGUGUCUGCUGAAAGAUGCGCUUACGAAUCCCCACAGUCCCCGUGCUUCCUCGGUCCCACCUUUGAACAAGAAAAUAGCCUUCCUGAAGGAGUGGAUGCAAAACUGCACAAAAACUACUUGCAAAGUUGCCCCAAUAACAUGGGCAUCGUCUUUGACAACAUUGAAAGUAGGACUCCUGCGUAUCCCCCCCAAGACUCCUCUAAUAAUUUAUCUCUGAACCCGGGCCAACCGCAUAAAAAUUCAUCUUACGGUGGAGAUCGGUGCCUUGAGAGCAGAACGUUAAAUCCAGCAGCGGCAUCAUAUGUAACUUACAGAAGGCAGAAGCAAAUAAACCCUCUGUCCUGCGCGUCUUCCGCCCAGCACGCCACAGACCAGCCUUUUCCUUCCCAGGUGGCCUCAGGAAAAAAGGGGAUGCUGCUGGUGGGUACUGAUGCUGCUCGACGCUCAGCGUUUUCCAGUUGCAAGGAAAAUCUUAAGCCACACAAUCCUGUUGGAUGCUCCCGGGGCAACGUGCGGGCUCCUACGCAGGAAUACUUGGGGGAAAUUUCGGCGAACGUUUCCUCCGGUGGUUUGUCACAGCGUCCUUCGGCAAACAAGUCUGCAAAAUGCUGCAGAUUUGACAGUCUGCCAUACAGGGGCCGCGCUGGUGAGAGAACAGGGGAAAAGGAGAGAUGGCGUAAAGCUAAUGGGAUUCCUCACACAGCCUCUGUAGGCCCAGACUGGGCCCAGCUUGAUGCGUUGAGAAGAAGGCAAAAUGAGGCCAACUUGUCUGAUUUCAUCAAUCCAUCUUUCCUUCCUCUCUUCCCCGUAGUGCCUGGUUAUACCAAAAUUCCCAAUUUCCCUGCAUUUCAUCCUCCCUGCUUUUCACCGUCAGCUAAUGCUUCGUUUCCACCUUUGCCCUUGUCUGAAUUGGUUGGCCUUCACUAUGACGAUUUCCCCCAUUUAAGUCCUUUUAUUAGUGACCUCUUUUGUGGAAACGUAGCUGCGCCGGAUCCCGCUUUUUCGCCACGGCUUAGCCACUACAGAUGUGCCAGGAGUCGUGGUGGGCCUGCGCAUGAGCUCCACGUUCACCUGGAGGAAUGUUAUGAACAGUGGAAAGCGUUAGAAAGAGAGCGGAAAAAGGUGACUGGGGUUGUUUUAUGA
Messenger RNA from Candoia aspera, 2591 nucleotides. RefSeq lists its product as uncharacterized. Gene Ontology annotation, cellular component: cytoplasm; nucleus. The coding region runs from base 648 to 2591 and encodes 647 amino acids. NCBI's taxonomy places the organism in Eukaryota, Metazoa, Chordata, Lepidosauria, Squamata, Candoiidae. The transcript has 3 exons. The record is from RefSeq and is a predicted model, not a curated record. Gene Ontology annotation, biological process: meiotic cell cycle; female meiosis I; male meiosis I.